UUUCUCUCUCUCUCUCUCUGUCACCCUCUAAUCAAAGUCCAAACUUUGAUCACGGAACCUUGUCUCCAUUCUAGACAAAGAGAUGUUCUUUCCGAGUCGCAUCGUCUCCGGCGGCCACGCUCCCUUCCCUCCGCCGUCGCCGGAGAGGAGCUCCUCGGUCUCCGCCGUCGAGGUCAUCCUGAACUACAAGUUCAAGAACCCGAAGCUGCUCGAGGAGGCCCUGACGCACUCCUCCUUCCCGGAAGCUCCGUCCUACGAGCGGCUCGAGUUCGUCGGCGACUCCGUCCUGGAGCUCGCGGUCAGCAACCACCUGUUCCUGGCGUACCCAGGGCUCGAUCAGGGACGGCUCUCGAACCUGCGGUCGGUGAACGUGAGCACCGAGAAGCUCGCGCGGGUGGCCGUGCGUCACGGGCUGUAUCGGUUCCUCAGGCACAAUGUGCAGUCCAUGGACGACAAGGUUAGAGAGUUUGCUAGAGCAGUUGAGGAGGAAGAUGAUGCUGUUGCACAUGGGGGAUCAAUUAAAGCCCCAAAAGUUCUCGCAGAUAUUGUGGAAUCUGUGGCAGCUGCUAUCUAUAUAGAUGUUGACUUUGAUCUACAGAGAUUGUGGGUGAUCUUCAGAGGUUUACUGGAGCCUAUUGUUGGCCCUGAAGAAUUGCAACAACAGCCUCAACCAAUCACAAUGCUAUUUGAGGUUUGUCAAAAGCAGGGAAAGAAGGUAGAGAUAAGGCAAGGGAAGAAAGGUUCAACUAAUAUAGCAAGUGUCCAUGUAGAUGGAAAGUUUGUUGCCUCAUGUUCUUCUGAACAUAAGGAAAUUGCUAAGCUUAAUGCUGCCAGGAGAGCUUUGUCUCAACUAGCACAAUCAGAGCCUGUCAACCGUGGAAUUAUGGAAAUAGAUGGGUUUGAUGGCCCAUUCGAAAUUGAGGGGGCCAAACAGAAGUUACAUGAGCUUUGUGACAAAAAGAAAUGGCCCAAACCAAUCUACCGAAAGAAUGAGUCAGGCCCUCCACAUAGUAAGAGCUUUGUUUGUACAGUUCAAAUAGCUACGGAUGAUGGUGUCCUCACUAUGAUGGGAGAAAAAAGAUCAAGAGUAAAAGAUGCAGAGAACUGUGCUGCUUCCCUCAUGUGCCGUGCCUUGCAGGAGUAUAAUUAUCUGUGAGUCUCUCUCGAGCCUAAGAAUCUGAAGAGAAAUGCUUUGCUAAUUCUUUGCGGCAGCUUCGUCCAGAAGAUAACCCCAUAAACAAGGGGAAUUCUCUGUCUUGUGAUGAGCUUGCAAAGAAGUAGCGAUGAAAGGAUGCGUUUCAUAUUCUUAUGGUUGGUGGAUACUUAUAGAUAAUUAGAUUCUUUCAAAGCAUGGAAGGUUUUGGUGGGGAAAUUAUUAGAAUAUAUGUCUCUUGUAUUUUUGGGUGGAUUUCAAAUUUCCCAAUGCUUUUACUUCUCUUUCCAGUUGUUGAGAACUGGCAUGAAUGUAUAGGUUAACUUUUUCCAACAACCAGUUAUUUAAAUGUUCAAUUUGGUAG
Rhodamnia argentea is the source of this 1517-nucleotide messenger RNA. Its product is annotated as ribonuclease 3-like protein 2. Bases 83 to 1156 code for a protein of 357 amino acids. Gene Ontology annotation, molecular function: RNA binding; ribonuclease III activity. The transcript is spliced from 4 exons. Gene Ontology annotation, cellular component: cytoplasm; nucleus. Gene Ontology annotation, biological process: siRNA processing. Lineage: Eukaryota; Viridiplantae; Streptophyta; Magnoliopsida; Myrtales; Myrtaceae. The record is from RefSeq and is a predicted model, not a curated record.